UACCACUUCUUCUUCUUCUUCUUCUUUUUUUUUUUUUUUUUUUUUGCAAUAGAGAUGUUAGCAAACGGAUACUCUAACAGUCGUGUUUUAUCGAAUGGGAGUUGGGUUUAACUAGGGUUAAUUGGAUAAAAUAAUUUGAAAAUUUGUUGAACAUUAACUAAAGCCAAAGAAAUGAGCUAUAAUUUGGUGGUUUUGUGGUGAUAUUAACCAUUAAAACACAAUAAAAAUAAAAACCGUCUACGCAAAUCCAUCUAUAAAUAAUUAAUAACAAAUAACAUAGGUCCCAAAUUAACCCCCUUAUAACAACAAGAAACGAUGGUCAUUCACAAAUGGUGUCUCCACAAUAUGAGGACUCCCUUCUUUCUUACCACUACCACCAUCGUCCUUCUCACAGUAUUAUUUUACGUUUCACCGUUGUUCAUCCUCGCAGUUAUCGGGAUUCUCACUUCAUUUUUGAUAGUACUAUUGGCUCUGGUGUUUGUACCUUACUUGAGAGAAUUGUUGUCAACCGAUCACCGGCCACCCAUCAUCGGACCAAUAACCAAUCAACUCAUACACUUCCAGAAGCUUCACGAUUACAUGACACUAAUGGCGAAAAAGUAUCCCACUUAUCGUCUCAUCACACCUUCACACAGUGAAGUUUAUACAGUUGAUCCUGUUAACACUGAGUACAUUUUGAAGACCAAUUUCGCAAAUUACGGCAAGGGGGAGUACAAUGUUGAUAUCAUGAGUGAUCUUUUUGGAAAUGGGAUUUUUGUUGUGGACGGAGCUAAGUGGAGCCACCAACGAAAGCUUGCAAGCUUAGAGUUCUCAACCAAAGUUUUACGAGAGUUUAGCAGCGUUAUUUUCAAGUCCAAUACUGCUAAACUAGUGAAAAAGAUUUCAUUACUAGCAGCUGCUGAGGAAUCGAUGGAUUUGCAGGAUCUGUUGAUGAGGUCGACUUUAGAUGCGAUGUUUGAGGUGGGAUUUGGAUUUGAACUCGAUACUAUAUCGGGUUCAAAUGAGGCCGGUAAUCGGUUUAUGGAAGCUUUUGAUGCAUCAAAUGGUUUAGUAUAUUGGCGAUUUGUGGAUCUUCUAUGGAAGGUGAAGAGGUAUCUUAAUAUUGGUUCCGAAGCCACUCUCAAAGAAAAAAUCAAAAUUAUCGAUAACUUCGUAUAUGAAUUGAUACGAAACAAGAGAGAACAGAUGAAAAACGAAGAGAGAGAUAAAGAAGAUAUACUGUCGAGAUUUCUGAUGGAAAGUGAAAAGGAUCCAGAAAAUAUGACCGACAAAUAUCUGAGAGAUAUAUCUUUGAGUUUUAUCCUUGCCGGAAAGGAUACAUCUGCAAACACCAUGUCUUGGUUCUUUUAUGUGCUUUGCAAGCAAUCCAGGAUUCAAGAAAAGGUUGCAGAAGAAGUGAAAAUGGCCACCGAAGCCAAUGGCAAUGAUCAUACAUCUACCGAUGAGUUUAAGAUAAAGUUGACCGAAGUUGCUCUUGACAAAAUGCAUUAUCUUCACGCAACCUUAACAGAAACACUCAGACUCUAUCCUGCAAUUCCAUUGAACGGCAAGUGUGCGGAGAAAGACGAUGUUCUACCAGAUGGGUUCAAGAUCAAGAAAGGUGACUAUGUGGGUUAUAUGUCGUAUCCAAUGGGAAGGAUGACCCAAAUUUGGGGACCCGACGCAGAGGAAUUCCGACCCGAAAGAUGGCUCCACAAUGGCGUUUUUCGACCUCAAAGUCCUUUCAAGCUCACCGCUUUUCAGGGUGGGCCAAGGACAUGCUUGGGGAAGGAAUUUGCUUACAGACAAAUGAAGAUUAUUGCGGCUUUUCUUAUUUACUUCUUCAAGUUCAAACUUGUGGAUGAGAGUGAAGAAGCUACUUAUCGAACCAUGUUCACCCUUCACAUGGAUAAAGGACUCCACUUGUAUGCUUUUCCUCGUUUUUAAUCAAACAUUUUCGCUAACUAAAUUUUAUGUUUUGUAGCUGUGUAUUGAAGGCCUCCAUUUGUUGGUUUCAUAUUCUUGUAUGAUGUCUAAA
Molecule: messenger RNA, 2017 nt
Organism: Lactuca sativa (garden lettuce)
Lineage: Eukaryota; Viridiplantae; Streptophyta; Magnoliopsida; Asterales; Asteraceae
Product: cytochrome P450 704C1
Molecular function (GO): monooxygenase activity; iron ion binding; heme binding
Source: RefSeq, a predicted model, not a curated record